Molecule: messenger RNA, 7291 nt
Organism: Gymnodraco acuticeps
Lineage: Eukaryota; Metazoa; Chordata; Actinopteri; Perciformes; Bathydraconidae
Gene: lats2
Product: large tumor suppressor kinase 2
Biological process (GO): hippo signaling; positive regulation of apoptotic process; peptidyl-serine phosphorylation
Cellular component (GO): spindle pole; nucleus
Molecular function (GO): protein serine/threonine kinase activity; protein binding; ATP binding
Source: RefSeq, a predicted model, not a curated record
CGUGACCUGAGGAAUGUUAACAAUGCAGCGAGUGUCCAACUUUGUGCUGCAUUUCUGAUCCUGCUGCAGUCUGCGGAGAAAAUGGAGGCUCGUUUCAUCACAUUUACCCUCUUUCUCCGUCUUCACUGAGCUCCUCGGGGUUUUCUAUGCGCUCUUCAAACGAGAAACAGGAUUUACUCUCCAAACUGAGGUUAUUCUCGCUUCUUCUUCUUCAUCUUCUUCUUCUAUCCCAUGGCGGAGACUGGCAGCAUCAUGGUCUGGCUGCGCGGCGCCCUCGUGACCGGCUGCAUUUCCUGGAAUAAGUUGGAACCUGAGCCUUGAAAGCCACACCAUGGCAUGCCUGUAGUUCCUCACCUUCAUCCAGCACCUCCAGAAUCUACAGCAUCUUCAGAAUCACAAAGAGACGCAGACAAACCGAGGAGGACUCCCAAAUCUCCCAACGUUUUUUCGCAGCCAGUUUGAAAGGAAUCUUUUUUUGGAGGGAGUGUAAGUGUGUGUGUGUGUGCUUCCCUUUUUUAGAGUAGGUGCCUGCCCUGGGCACUGAGGUCAUGAGGCCCAAGACUUUUCCAGCGGCCCCGUAUGUGGGCAACACUCGGCAGAGGCUCCAGGAGAUCAAGGAGGGCCUGAAGCAGCCGGCCAAGCUGGUGAGCCAGGCGUUUCAUGGCGGCAGCUCGCGGUCCGACGGCAGCAGAGCGGCCGACUGCAAGAGCGGGAAAGACGCGGCCAGCCGGCAGCAGCAGCUCAGACCCCCGCAGAAGUUCAACAACUACCAGAAUGCCCUGCGAGAAAUUCGCAAGUCCCUCAUGCCGUUCGACAAGUUCGGCCCUUCCUCCGGGUCGGGACACCCUGCCGGCGCCGGGGAGGUGAACCGGCAGAUGCUGCAGGAGCUGGUGAACACCGGCUGUGACCAGGAGAUGGCCGUGCGGGCGCUGAAGCAGACGGGAAGCAGGAACAUCGAAGCGGCCUUAGAGUACAUCAGCAAAAUGAGUUACCUCGACCCUCGAAAUGAACUCAUCGUCCGCGUCAUCAAGCAGACUUCACCAGGAAAAGCUGGUAUGCCCAACUCGAUGGACCACCGCCCUGCAUUAGAAGCUCCAGGUGAGACUCAGGGCCUUCCUCCCUACCACCCGAUGGGGGCCCAAAUGUACGAGGGAGGCUACGGCCCUGAGGGGGAGAUGCCCCGACCCUACAUGAGCGCUCCCCCCGUAAUGAACUACAUGAUGCCGCCACCGUCCGGUGCAUCACAGGGUCCUGCCAUGGGAAACCCGAUGGGCCGCCCUCCCAGUAUGGGCUCCUACCCUCCAGUGAUGGCCCCUCAGAACAACCCAGGCAACCCCAUGUACCCCCCGGGGGCCCAGCAGAAAGGCUACCCCGGCGGCAUGGAGCAGCACGGAGCCAUGAUGAGCUACAACGUCCCGGGCCAGCCGCUGCAGCUCCAGCCUCCUCCACCAGGGGGCCCCGUCCCCGGCCCCCACUACGACUACGGCCACGGCAGGCCUCACAUGAUGGAGCCCGCCGGGUACGGAGUCAAGAGGACCGCCUCCUUCCAGAACAAGAUGGCCCCGCCCCCCAUGGCGCCCCAAGACAACUACGUCAACAUGCAGGGGAAGAACAUUCCAGGGGGAGGGUAUCCCGUUAACCUGUACCUGCCCCCCCACUCCCACCCACGGCAGGCCUCCCCCACGUCCCACCAGGUCCACAUGAUGUCCCGCUCCCCAGGAGGUGUUGCAUCCAUGGGCCCCGACUUCUCCGACAUGCCCCAGGGCUUGAUGACUCCAUCCAGGGCCAGUUUGAACCUGGAUCUGUACGAGCACCACUGGGCGGGGCCUCCGGGUCCUGAAGGAGCCCCUCAAGCCAGGCAGCCCCAGCCUCAAGGCCCAUUCAGGGGGGAGGUGAGAGUCCCCAGCAGAACCAACUCCUUCAACAGUCGCUCUGCGGGGCAGAAUGGUGUCCGGCCUGCGAUGGCUGUUCCUCCAUCAGCUGGAAAACAGGACCCCUCGCUGGGCCCUCCGAACACCAUCACGGCCGUAACAUCCCCGCCCAUCCAGCAGCCCGUGAAGAGCAUCCGUGUGAUGAGGCCGGAGCCCAAAACAGCCGUGGGGCCAUGUCACCCCAGCUGGAUGACAGCUCAGGAAGCAGGGGAGCCUCUGGCCUACAUGCCGGAGGAGACUUACCCCCUGGAGCCGGCUCAGGAGCCCCGCUGCCCGCCACCACCGUACCCUAAAAACCUGCUCAUGUCGGGGCCAGAGGAGGCAGGGAUGUGUGGAGCUCAGGAUCACAGCAACCCUGCAAGCAGGAGCUCACAUGGAGGCAGCGGGGGGAGCGGGAAGACAGAGGAGAGCCAGCAGGGGAAGGAGAAGACCAAGGUGGGCAAGGGAGAGAAAACGGUGAAAGACAAGAAGCAGAUCCAGACAUCCCCUGUUCCCGUGAGGAAGAACGGGCGGGAUGAAGAGAAGAGGGAGUCGCGCAUCAAGACCUACUCGCCUUUCGCUUUCAAGUUCUACAUGGAGCAGCACAUAGAGAACGUGAUGAAGACGCACCAGCAGAAACUGAACCGCAGGCUUCAACUGGAGCAGGAGAUGUCAAAGGCCGGCCUGUCGGAGGCAGAGCAGGAGCAGAUGAGGAAGAUGCUGAACCAGAAAGAGUCCAACUACAACAGACUGCGCCGGGCCAAGAUGGACAAAUCCAUGUUCAUCAAACUCAAGACUUUGGGCAUCGGUGCGUUUGGUGAAGUGAGUCUGACACGUAAAGUGGACACGGGCGCACUUUACGCCAUGAAAACACUGCGCAAAAAGGAUGUCCUCAACCGCAACCAGGUGGCUCAUGUGAAGGCAGAGCGGGACAUCCUGGCGGAGGCAGACAACGAAUGGGUGGUGCGUCUCUACUACUCCUUCCAGGACCGCGACAGCCUCUACUUCGUCAUGGACUACAUCCCCGGAGGAGACAUGAUGAGCCUCCUCAUCAGGAUGGGCAUCUUCCCCGAACAUCUGGCGCGCUUCUACAUCGCAGAGCUAACGCUGGCCAUCGAGAGCGUCCACAAGAUGGGCUUCAUCCACCGAGACAUCAAGCCCGACAACAUCCUGAUCGACGUGGACGGACACAUCAAGCUCACCGACUUCGGCCUGUGCACCGGCUUCCGCUGGACACACAACUCCAAGUACUAUCAGAAAGGGAGCCACGUCAGACAGGACAGCAUGGAGCCCAGUGACUUCUGGGACGAUGUGUCGAACUGCCGCUGCGGGGACCGGCUGAUGACUCUGGAGCAGAGAGCGAACCGGCAGCACCAGCGCUGCCUCGCGCACUCUCUGGUGGGAACCCCCAACUACAUCGCACCAGAAGUGCUACUGCGCAAAGGUUACACCCAGCUGUGUGACUGGUGGAGCGUGGGAGUGAUCCUGUUUGAGAUGCUGGUGGGACAGCCGCCAUUCCUGGCCCCCACACCUACUGAGACUCAGAUCAAGGUGAUUAACUGGGAGAGCACCCUGCAGGUUCCUGCUCAGGUCAAACUGAGCCCGGAGGCCGUGGACAUCAUCGGGCGCCUCUGCUGCUCCGCGGAGGAUCGAGUGGGCUCGAACGGCGCCGGCGAGAUCAAGGCUCACCCCUUCUUCUCCCAGGUGGACUUCACCAGCAAUCUGCGGCAGCAACCGGCCCCUUACCGGCCCAAGAUCGCCCACUCGAUGGACACCUCCAACUUCGACCCCGUGGAUGACGACUGCGGCCCCGGGGCGUGGAGCGACAGCGGGGACAGCAGCCGGGCGCUGGACAUCCUCUGCUCUCCCAACGGGAAACACCCGGAGCACGCCUUCUACGAGUUCACCUUCCGCAGAUUCUUCGACGACAACGGCUGCCCCUUCCGCUACCCGAAACCCCCCGAGGUCAGCGAGGCGUCGCCAAGCGUGGGCCCGGAAGAGGAGGACGAAGAGGAGGAGGAGGAAGAAGAUGAUGAGGAUGAGGAUGAUGAUGAUGACGAGGAAGGAGAGCAGGGGGAAGGGUGUGAGCCGGUGUACGUGUAGAGCGUGUGUGUGUACAGGUGUGUCUGUGUGUUGAUGCAUAUCUGCCAUGUGUGAUGGCACAUCACCCCCUUGUGGAAACUAUAGUGAGUUCACAAUGACUUCAAAUACAAAACUCCCCUCAUCCAGGACCAAGGAACGACAUUCUGUGUGCUCGAAGGGUGAAUCGGUUUGAAAGGAUUUUACAGGAUGAAAGGAUUGAAUCUUGAGAACGUGAGGAUGAUUGGAUCACAGACAAGAUGUCAACUUCGAGGACUGCUUCUGGAUCUUUCCAGCGGUUUCUUGUCCCAUUCCUUCCACCCUCGUGUCUUACGGACGACUGCAAAACCUCCGCGGUGAUCUCCUGACGCAGGAGCUGCUUCACGCCCCGAUAUCGGACACGCGAUGCGACACCUGUUUACUGUUAGACAGUGAAGUAGGGGAGACUGAACAAGCAACACGCCUCUUUCACAGCUGCUGCAAAUUAAGCUACAGAGACACACUGCAUUCACGUGCACACACUCACACACAUGCAUCAGUACAGUUUGGGCUGGAUGAAGAAAUCUCUGCAGGAGGAUUUCAGUGUCAAUAUUUCAAGAAGUUGGCUUCAGAUUCCUCUGAGAAGCGGCCAUCUUGAUAUCUGCUUUUUGUAGCAGAUCAAUCUUGAAAUAUUGGAAUUAACUAAAUGAAAUGUGUUUGGUUACAUAUAUCUUGUAUAUCCACAGCUGCCUCAUUUUGUGCCAACUGUAGUUCACCGUGUUGUUUUGUCCUUAAGACGGAGCCUGAUCCUUCUUCCCUAAGAGGUUACUGUUGCAAAUAUCUUUGUGUUUUUAAGAUGCUUCAAGUUACUGAUCCUCUAUUCUAACUAACCAUUUCAAAGCUCAGCUACAAAAGCAUUUGAUCAUGUAUAGAUUUCACACCAGGCUAAAAAAAUCAAGCCUAAUUCGGUUUUAGUCGGAUCAAAGACUGAGGUGUUUACUGAACCUGACGUUCAGUGGACUUCACACAAAGAAUUGGAUCAAGAAAGCCGUUUUUAAAAUGAUACUUCUUGUUUGCUUUGGGGGGCAGAGGACACCCAAUGCUUUGCUCUAAGGAACAAACUGAUGAGUAGAAAGAAACUUUAUUUAAAGAAAUUAAGAGAAAUCAAAGCCAGACCUGAACCUGCCGGGUCAGAUGGUGCUGAGUUGGAAUCAAAACUCUAACACACACACACACACACACACACACACACACACACACACACACACACACACACACACACACACACACACACACACACACACACACACACACACACACACAGCACACUUUUACAGCUAUUUUGCAAAGAUGAGUUGCAUUGUAACUUAACCCGCCUCCUCGUAUCUUCUGGAGGGAAACACAAACGUGCAACAUGUUCUUACAGCAAACAUGUGAUAGUAUGACUAUGUGCAAUACAAAAAAAUACAUUAUAUAUAGUUUUCUAAACACUUAAUAUCCUUUUUUUUGUACUGAAAUGUACAAAUAUAUUGGUUUAUAUAUAUAUUUCCUCUUUCCAGUUACAACAUGCUGCUUAUUAUUGUGGUUAAUAUUAUUUACAUUAUAAUUGUUAUUACCUGUUUUUCUUUUGUUGUGGCUUAAAGAAGUGUGCUUGGGUUUUGAAAGUAAUGAGCCGUGUGCCUUUUUUCUAAUUGAAUGUUGGGAGUGUGUGUCGCCGCUCGAUGACGAAGGUGAUGAUGAAGAUGACGAUCAGUGUUUUUGCAGAACAAAGAUGGCGGACUCUUCCUCUCCUGCUGCCGGGCUGGUCCUUAACGCAAGAGAGGAGGAUUCAGAAAGAAAUUGGUGGAUAAAAGUUAGACGGGCGAGGCAGGAUGGCUUCAGGAAAUGUAAUCUGAAAAAGAACAAAUAGCUUUCUCUGUUUAUACAAUUUCAACAAAGAGUUUGUGUUUGGUACAUUUUCCUUAUUUAUCCCAAAUGACCACAAGUGUGAGUGUUGUUUAUCUUUUACUACAGACCUGUGCCAUGUUCCGUUUUGACGCUAUCAUCCAGUACCUUCUCGCUUAUUGACAAUCAGUAAACGGUGACUGCUCUCUGUCGAACCGUUUGAACACCAAACCGUUCAGUAUUCUGAAUUUGACCUUGAAGACUGGGAAUGCUCAAGAAGUCUGAACUUUUUCAAGUGAUUUUUUGAAGCAUUACGAUGAUGGAAAAUGUGAGGAUCAGAUUUGUUACAGAAGAUUUUUUUUUUUUUUUUUUUACUUGCCUGACAAUGUAUUGAAAGUUUGUUUUUCUGUAAAUGUGCCGUGCCUUGUGUGAGCAGCACAAUCUUAAAAAUAUUGCCUUAUUACCAUCUUUUUCACAAUCCUCUCUUACCUGUUUUUAUUAUUAUCAACACUGGCUUUAUUUACAUGCAUCAACAACCUUGUUUUUAUUCCAUUCAGUAACUUACAAUAGAUUUGUAAGGAAAGUGGUCAGAACAGUAAAUUACUCAAUGACAUAAUAAACAAGGUGCCAAUUUAAUGUAACUUCAUAUAUUGUUUCAAAAAUAAUGAUUUAGGGAAGUUAAAAAGGGGUUUUCCACUCUAACAUAAUGCAAUUUGGGUCAUUUUAGAUUUUCUAAAGCUCAAAUGUUACAUUUAACAUCAGAGAAUGACAUUUGUUGCAUGAUUACACCAAAAAACAAUUUUUUUUGUUGUGGCCAGAAAUGUGUUAACAGUGGCUUUAAAUGUACUAAAGCUAGUAUCCUGCAUGUAAACAAAGCCAGUGUUGCCUGUGAGUUUCUCAGAUAAUCCACUGUGGAUGAAGUGCCUUGCUCGAGGGCUCCACCAUGCAGCUUUCCUCUCAGGUGGUCCAGAGGUCCACUUCUCCAAAGCCCUCGUUGCCAAUCCACGUGGACCAGGACAGUGAAACAUAGCUUUAUGAGGAGUCGCUGCAGAGUGUGUGAGGUGUUUCUGAGGUUAGAGAGUGAUGACUGACAAUCUUUUACUGUUGAUUUCUGAUUUCUUCACUUGUGUAUCCUUUUGUAUUUUACUCUAAGGAGUCUCUCGUUGUCUCUGAUGCUCCUUGAUGUAUGAUACAACUCUGUUACUUUUGAAUUUAUAUUUAUACAGAUAUACAUAUUUUUUGUAUCAUUUUCCUUCCCUUUUUUUUCAACUUCCCUUGUGCUAAUGUUCAAAAAACCAUGUCUACGCAGUAUUAUCGAUGAUGUAAUGUGGACAGCUAUCUCUUUUUUCACAUUUAUGUAUGAAUUGAGAAUUUGUAAAAAUGCUUUCACAGUCCUUUGUGUGUAAAAUGUAUGUAUAAAUUAAAUUAACCAACUUCUU